CUGAAACGGGUCCCACAGACCCGAGCACCGUACAAGGGUUAAAGGGCAUCACGGAUGGGGUUUUUCUGCUGUGUUUCCAGGAUCCGGGUGCGUCUCCUCCCUCGCCGCUGCUGGGUCUGAAGCCUCUUCAGCUGCUGGAGGUUAAAGCUCGAGGACGCUACGGCUGCGUCUGGAAAGCUCAGAUGAUGAAUGAUUAUGUAGCCGUGAAGAUCUUCCCCGUUCAGGACAAGCAGUCGUGGCAGAACGAGCGCGACAUGUUCUCCACGCCGGGCAUGAAGCACGAGAACCUGCUGCGCUUCAUCGCCGCCGAGAAACACGGAAGCAACCUGGAGACGGAGUUCUGGCUCAUCACAGAGUUUCAUGAGCGGGGCUCGCUGACGGAUUAUCUGAAGGGGAGCGUGCUGAGCUGGAGCGAUCUGUGUCACAUCGCGGAGACGAUGGCCUGCGGUCUGGCGUAUCUUCAUGAGGACGUGCCGCGCUCUAAAGGAGAGGGUCCUAAACCGGCCAUCGCUCACAGAGACUUCAAGAGCAAGAAUGUGAUGCUGAGGAGCGACCUCAGCGCGGUGCUGGGGGACUUGGGGCUGGCGGUGCGCUUCGAGCCGGGGAAGCCUCCGGGAGACACACACGGUCAGGUCGGGACGCGCCGCUACAUGGCUCCGGAGGUGCUGGAGGGGGCCAUUAACUUCCAGCGGGACGCCUUCCUGCGGAUAGACAUGUACGCCGUGGGGCUGGUGCUGUGGGAGCUGGUGUCGCGCUGCAAAGCUGCAGAUGGUGAGAGCAGAAUUCCUCUGCUGCCGUUUGAGGAGGAGAUCGGCCAGCAUCCGUCUCUGGAGGAUCUUCAGGUUCUGGUGGUUCAUAAGAAGAUGAGGCCUGUGUUUAAGGACUGCUGGCUCAAGCAUUCAGGUCUGGCGCAGUUGUGCGAGACGAUCGAGGAGUGCUGGGAUCACGACGCGGAGGCACGGUUAUCAGCCGGCUGCGUGGAGGAGCGAAUCUCUCAGAUCCGCCGCCUGGCGAGCGUCACUACCUCAGACUGCCUGCUUUCCAUAUCGCUCACCAACGUGGACCUGCCUCCCAAAGAGCCCAGCAUCUGACCCUCCGAUCUCAAACCACAUCGGAGCAGCUGCUAUUCUAUCCUAACGUUUUUAAACUUUAUUAUUAUUAUUGUUAUUGUUAUUUUUCUGAUCGGAUCAGUAACUACCAGCACACUUCUCUACUGUAUUUUUAUCAUCAGAGCAAACGCAGAAGAUUUUUAAACAUGCAUUCAGGUGCCGACAAAUGAAUGCCGACCGGCGACGUUUCAGUUCUGCCGAUUCCGUUGAUUUUCCUCGCUCUUCUUCUUCUGGAUUUUUUUCCAGAUCGACGAGCAACCAAGAUUCAACAGUGCUGCAAACCCCGCGAGGAUCAUGAUGACUGUUACACGCGCAACCCGACCUCCUCGCCGGGAUUUCGCUUUUUAUUUCUCUCUCUCUUUUUCUUUCUGACAGUGUGCUGUUUGGAAUUACGGAAAACGUGUCUUUUAGGGAACUAACGGGUGUUGAGGAACACAACGGAGAAGACAUCUGGACUAAUUCCUUUCUUUCUUUCUUUAGUUUCGGUUUUAUUUCGUGGUGGGCUUUUAUCGAGUGGAUAUGGCUGGAAACUCUUGCAUGUGGAAAUAUGGGAGGUUUGGUACGGAAAUCUUUCUCAGGUAUCCAGUGUCAAGGGGUCCAUGACUGCCUUUCCCACGUCAUUACAGGACAGAGAGAAAUAUAACGGUGCCCUGAUGAAUUUAACACUAAACAUGCAAGACCGUGUGUGUGUGUGUGUGUGUGUGUGUGUGAGUGUGUGUGUGUGAGAGUGUGUGUGUGUGAG
Sinocyclocheilus rhinocerous is the source of this 1851-nucleotide messenger RNA. Its product is annotated as activin receptor type-2B-like. The record is from RefSeq and is a predicted model, not a curated record. The transcript has 7 exons. Gene Ontology annotation, cellular component: activin receptor complex; plasma membrane. Gene Ontology annotation, molecular function: ATP binding; activin binding; activin receptor activity. NCBI's taxonomy places the organism in Eukaryota, Metazoa, Chordata, Actinopteri, Cypriniformes, Cyprinidae. Gene Ontology annotation, biological process: cellular response to growth factor stimulus; protein phosphorylation; activin receptor signaling pathway. The annotation marks the transcript as partial.